CGUGAUAGCAAAUAAAUGAUACAUUAUUACCAGCACGUAUAUUCCAUUACUUCCGCCUUGGUCAACGUGAUUGUGGACCACGUGACUAAACACGGACUAAACAUCGUUUCAAAAAAGCAAGUCCAACAGCUCAUGAUGUCGGAGUGGCACCUGUCAUUGAAGCUGGUGGAUCAGCCCAAAUCCACCUUCCACUUCCCUGAGACGAUGCCUGGAGACGUGUCUCCCGGCGGGUACAGAGUCUCUACUCUGAAACAGCUCGUUGCAGCACAGCUCCCGGAUUCCCUACCGGAUCCCGAACUCAUAGAGCUGGUACACUGUGGUCGCAAGUUGAAGGAUGACCUGACUUUAGACUCCUGUGGGAUCCAGCCUGGAUCCACCCUGCACAUCCUCAAAAGGACCUGGCCUGAACCAGACAUCAAUCCAGAGCCAGUGAACAGGACGACUGCAGCCAGGGAGUUCCGUGUGCUGCAGGCAGCCCUCCACUCCAACUCCACCUACAGAGACUCGGUGUUUAAGAUGCUGACUAAUAAGGAGUCUCUAGAUCAGAUCAUUGUGGCCACGCCAGGGCUGAGAUCUGACCCGGUAGCGCUAGGAGUGCUCCAAGACAAAGAUCUAUUCGUGCAAUUCACAGACCCUAACAUGCUGGAUGUGUUGAUCAGUUCUCACCCAGCCCUGGUCAAUGCCAUCAUCCUGGUCCUCCACUCAGUGGCUGGCAGCAUACCUGCUCAGUCCAGCGCCGGAUCCUCCCGCAACAUCUCCUCCAACUCCUACAGUGACAUGCCAGGAGGGUUUAUGUUUGAGGGCAUGUCUGAUGACGAUGAAGAUUUCCAAUCGGGCAAUCAGGCAGGACCAUCCAACCGAACCGGGGGCCCAGCAGGAAUGCGGCCUAUGUCCCUUGGCCAUAGUGGAGCUACAGGCCCUCGACCCAUAACACAGAGUGAGCUGGCCACUGCCCUGGCCCUGGCCAGUACUCCUGAGAGCAGUGCUGUUACUCCCACUGCAGGGGCUCAGCAGGACACCUCAUCUGGAGUGCCUCCCACGCCAGCAGGGACUCCUGUCAGCAAUGACCUUUUCAGCCAGGCACUGCAGCAGGCUCUGCAGGCCUCCAGCAUGUCCAGCAUGUCCUCUCUGCAGGGGCGUUGGCAGUCCCAGCUGCAGCAGCUGAGAGACAUGGGGAUCCAGGAUGAGGAGCUGAUGUUACGGGCGCUGCAGGCUACAGACGGGGACAUCCAGUCAGCACUGGAGCUCAUCUUCGCUGGAGGGCCAGGACUCUGAGCCAAGCCAGGGCCCUGAGAGAGGAGAGUGCAGGGGGAAACGUCUCUACACAGACCCAAGCUGAUGGCUCUGGUCAUUCUGCCAUUGGGCUGUGAUAUGGACACUUACAUGGACACAAUGUUUCAGACAUGAAGACCUCAUUACUACUCCUCUACCCUUUCAUACACAGCCUAAAUGGAACAACCUUUAAAUGAGUAGGUCAGAUUCAGGGGUAGAUAAGGUACAUGUUUAUCUUUAUUACAAGUCAAAAACAAAAAGAAGAAAUGUUUUGCCAGCCAUUUAAAGGAGGUUUGGUGCUAGCCCCUGAAGGCUUGAAACUCAUCGCUGUGUUAAUAUAUACAUAAUCAAAGAGGGCUGUGUUCUACCAGAAAUCUUCAUUUUGUUUCAGACACUAGCAUUGACUCAGAUCUGCUAUAAAAUAUGCAUUGGAAGAAAGCAGUGUUGAGAUUACCCCUUGAGUCUAAUUGUGAUUCAUACAGUUGUACACUAGGUGGCAAUGUAUAACCACUUACCAUAGUUCCUUUGCGAUUCCAUUCAAUAGAGAAAUCAGGAGUAGAAAUUUGACAAAUAUGGCUAGCUAAUGUUUGAACUGAUUCUCAAACUGGUUCAGUUGGGCUGCCAGAUCAAUAAACACAUACAUAAUGUAAUAGUUGUUUGAGAGUAAAUGUAAAUACCAGUAUUAGCCUAUUUUUGUGGUUUGAUAAAAAUAUACGCUCAUC
Molecule: messenger RNA, 1994 nt
Organism: Salvelinus namaycush (lake trout)
Lineage: Eukaryota; Metazoa; Chordata; Actinopteri; Salmoniformes; Salmonidae
Product: ubiquitin-like protein 7
Exons: 11
Coding region: 16-1275 (419 amino acids)
Biological process (GO): ubiquitin-dependent protein catabolic process
Cellular component (GO): cytosol
Molecular function (GO): polyubiquitin modification-dependent protein binding
Source: RefSeq, a predicted model, not a curated record